This is a messenger RNA of Cynara cardunculus var. scolymus (artichoke), 3038 nucleotides long. RefSeq names its product subtilisin-like protease SBT2.2. The transcript is spliced from 10 exons. Gene Ontology annotation, molecular function: serine-type endopeptidase activity. The coding region runs from base 280 to 2847 and encodes 855 amino acids. Gene Ontology annotation, biological process: proteolysis. NCBI's taxonomy places the organism in Eukaryota, Viridiplantae, Streptophyta, Magnoliopsida, Asterales, Asteraceae. The record is from RefSeq and is a predicted model, not a curated record.
AAUCAUAUUAAUCUCUUUCUGCUUUACACAUUCAUUCUUUGCUGUUAAACAAGAUUAAAACGUUCAUGUGCACACCACCCAAGACCACCAGAAGCUUUUCUUCCCUUUUGUUGCAGAUUCUCUCUCGCCAUUUCCCUUUUCCCUUUCUCCAUUUCCCCAAUUUCACUUCAUGGACUCCUGCUGCCUUCUUCUCAGAACUUUUGAAGCUAACCUCAAUUACUACUAUAUCUAGUCUGUCGGUUUGCUACUGAAAAGCUGUUUUCUGAUUUCUGGGACCAAAUGAAGAGCUUCAAUUUAGAAAAGCGUAUGGAGGGCAUUGUGUUAAUAAUGGCGAUUGUGGUAUUUGGGGUUCUAAUUGGGGGUAUUCGAUGUCAGGAGGAUGCAGAUACUUCAGCUGCUGGUGUGUUUAUGGUUACUCUCAAACAAGCUCCUUCUGCUUUUCAUAAUUCCAGGCCUCAUAAAGCCAAAAAGCCAUCUCAUCCUUUUGGAUACCCUUCUUCUACUUCUGGAGGAGCAAACACACUCGAAAAUCCAAGUUUCCGUAACAUCACGAGAAAAGGUCGCCGCAAUUAUGGUUCACGUAUUGCAAGAGUUCAUGAUUCACUAUUGAGGCGGGUUCUAAAAGGGGAGAAAUAUCUGAAACUAUACAGCUAUCACUACUUAAUAAACGGAUUUGCUGUUCUCGUUACUCCUCAACAGGCACAAAAGUUGUCGAGUCGAAGAGAGGUGGCAAAUGUGGUACCCGAUUACUCUGUUAGAACUGCAACUACACACACCCCACAGUUCCUCGGUUUACCUCAAGGGGCUUGGCUCCAAGAGGGUGGGUACGAGACUGCAGGAGAAGGAAUUGUAAUCGGGUUAAUUGACACCGGAAUUGAUCCAACCCAUGUGAGCUUUGCCGAUGGUCUAUCAGAGAACCAUUAUCCUGUCCCGGAGCACUUCACGGGCAUUUGUGAGGUCACUCGAGACUUCCCAUCGGGGUCCUGCAACCGAAAACUUGUUGGGGCCCGUCACUUUGCAGCAUCGGCUAUUACAAGAGGAAUUUUCAAUGCCUCUCAGGAUUAUGCUUCACCAUUUGAUGGCGAUGGCCAUGGGACGCACACGGCUUCUAUUGCUGCCGGAAACCAUGGUAUUCCAGUUGUAGUAGCUGGGCAUCACUACGGGAAUGCCAGCGGAAUGGCCCCUCGUUCACACAUUGCUGUUUAUAAGGCCUUGUACAAAAGCUUUGGUGGCUUUGCUGCUGAUGUUGUUGCUGCCAUUGACCAGGCAGCUCAGGAUGGAGUGGAUGUCAUAAGCUUGUCGAUCACUCCUAACAGACGUCCUCCGGGAAUUGCAACGUUCUUUAAUCCCAUAGAUAUGGCCUUGUUAUCGGCAUUUAAAACGGGUAUUUUUGUGGUACAAGCGGCAGGUAACACUGGACCAUCACCUAAGAGUGUUUCUUCCUUCAGUCCGUGGAUCUUUACGGUUGGUGCUGCUGCACAUGAUAGAAUGUAUAGCAACUCUAUUCUACUUGGAAACAACAUCAGCAUUCCAGGAGUCGGACUUGCACCUGGAACAGAUGACGGUUACACUUUGGUCUCUGCAACGGACGCACUGAAUGAUUCAGAAACACCAACAGAUGAAUAUGUGAACGAAUGCCAAGAUUCCAGUGGCUUGAAUCAGACCAUCAUCCAAGGAAACCUCUUAAUCUGUAGCUACUCUAUAAAAUUCGUUCUUGGACAGUCCACCAUAAAUAACGCUAUUCAGACAGCUAGAAAUCUGAGUGCAGCUGGAGUUGUGUUCUCCAUGGACCCUUUUAUCAUCGGCUUUCAGCUUAAUCCUGUUCCAAUGAGUUUGCCUGGUAUCAUAAUUCCAUCUGCUAAUGAUUCGAAGAUCUUACUUCGGUACUACAAUUCUUCGUUAGAGAGAGAUCCGGUUUCAAAAAAGAUCAUCAAAUUUGGGGCAGUUGCAUGCAUUGCAGGCGGGGUAGAAGCAAACUACAGUAACAGCGCUCCGAAAAUCAUGUAUUAUUCCGCUAGAGGACCCGAUCCAGAAGACAAUUUCCUUCAAGAUGCCGACAUAUUGAAACCAAAUCUCGUUGCACCUGGAAAUUUCAUUUGGGCAGCUUGGAGUGCAGGUGGCACAGAUUCGGUCGAAUUCCUUGGUGAGGACUUUGCAAUGAUGUCUGGGACGAGCAUGGCGGCUCCGCAUAUUGCUGGGCUUGCAGCAUUGAUUAAACAAAAAUUCCCGGAUUUUAGUCCUUCAGCGAUCGGGUCUGCGUUAUCGACAACGGCUUCUCUCCAUGAUAAAGAUGGAGGUCCGAUAAUGGCACAACGUGCGUAUGCUAAUCCGGAUUUAAACCAGUCUCCAGCAACACCCUUUGACAUGGGAAGUGGUUUCGUGAAUGCAACUGCAGCAUUAGAUCCGGGACUGAUUUUUGAUCUGGGCUAUGAAGACUACAUGUCGUUCCUCUGUGGCAUAAACGGAUCCGCACCUGUGGUCCUAAACUACACGGGCACAAAUUGUGGAGCCAUGAACGUUAGUGGCGCGGACCUAAACUUGCCUUCGAUCACACUUGCAAACCUGAACCGAUCUCGAGUCAUCCAAAGAACCGUCACCAACGUCGGCCGGAACGAGUCAUAUAGCGUGGGGUGGAGCGCACCUUAUGGGGUCUCCAUGAAGGUGACCCCGGCUCACUUUUUCAUCGCGAGUGGCGAAAAACAGGUUUUGACCGUCUUCUUGAAUUCAACGAUGAACAGCAGCAUUGCAAGCUUUGGGCGAAUCGGACUUUUUGGUGAUCAAAGUCAUGUAGCGAACAUUCAUUUGUCGGUGGUCGUUAAAAUCACAUAUAACACGACUAGUAGUUGAGGGUUGUAUGAUUGUAGUAUGGUUUGUAUUUGUUAAUUUUUCUGGGUUUUUUUGGUCAUUUAUGACCCAUUUUUAAGUCCAGUUUUUGGUGUGUAAAUUAUUGUAGGGUCUUGGUAGGAGGCUAAUGCAUUUGCUUGAUCUUGAUUACAAGUUGUUUGACUUUUGACUUUUUUGAAAAUGAAUGAUUUAAU